Rana temporaria (common frog) is the source of this 4369-nucleotide messenger RNA. It is a transcript of the gene LRIF1, whose product is annotated as ligand dependent nuclear receptor interacting factor 1. Gene Ontology annotation, biological process: regulation of DNA-templated transcription. The coding region runs from base 1497 to 3563 and encodes 688 amino acids. The transcript is spliced from 4 exons. The record is from RefSeq and is a predicted model, not a curated record. NCBI's taxonomy places the organism in Eukaryota, Metazoa, Chordata, Amphibia, Anura, Ranidae. Gene Ontology annotation, molecular function: nuclear retinoic acid receptor binding.
UUAUUUUUUUGUCAGAAUAGAGUUGCCGCCCCCUAGUGCCAGAGGAGCUGAGGACGGGAUUUGUAUAUUUAUCGAUAGCACAGAGCUGGACCGGGAAAUAGGACAGCUGGGGUGUUCCAGUAGUGGGGGCUAGGAGACAGAGAGGUUCAGAGGAGGGGGCUUUUCUACUGCAGGAUUAGAGCUAAGAAAGACAUACUUUACCUUAGGGGGGCGCCAUUUACCUCAGGAAUAGGUGGGGGUGUGUGAGGUAGACAUAGGGGACUUCAUUUUACCUUUACUUUGGUGGGGAAAUUGUGAGGUGACCACAGGGGGUGCCAUUUUACUUCAGCAUUGGGUGGAAAAGUGGGACAUUACUGUUGGGGGCGCUGUUUUGCCUCCAGAUUAGGUGGAAAAGUGUGAGGUGACCACAAGGGGCGCAGUUUUACCUCAGGUUUGGGUGGGAAAGUGUGAGGUAGACCUAGGGGGCGCUGUUUUACCUUAGAUUAGGUGGGAAAGUGUGAAGUGACCACUAGAGGCGCCAUUUUUGAUCAGGUUAGGCUGGAAAGCGUGAGAUAAACCACAAGGGGCAUCAUUUUACCUCAGAUUUGGGUGGGAAAGUGUGAGGUGACCACAAGGGGCGCCAUUUUUGAUCAGGUUAGGCUGGAGAGUGUGAGAUAAACCACAAGGGGCAUCAUUUUACCUCAGAUUUGGGUGGGAAAGUGUGAGGUGACCACAAGGGGCACCAUUUUUACUUCAGGUUUAGAUUAAGAAGUGUGAGGUAACCACAAGGGGCGCCAUUUUACCUCCAGUUAGGUUGGGAAGUGUGAGGUGACCACAAGGGGCGCCAUUUUUACUUCAGGUUUAGAUUAAGAAGUGUGAGGUAACCACAAGGGGCGCCAUUUUACCUCCAGUUAGGUUGGGAAGUGUGAGGUGACCACAAGGGGCGCCAUUUUUACUUCAGGUUUAGAUUAAGAAGUGUGAGGUAACCACAAGGGGCGCCAUUUUACCUCCGGUUAGGUUGGAAAGUGUGAGAUAAACCACAAGGGGCAUCGUUUUACCUCAGAUUUGGGUGGGAAAGUGUGAUGUGACCACAAGGGGCGCCAUUUUUUCUUCAGGUUUAGAUUAAGAAGUGUGAGGUGACCACAAGGGGCACCAUUUUUACUUCAGGUUUAGAUUAAGAAGUGUGAGGUAACCACAAGGGGCGCCAUUUUACCUCCAGUUAGGUUGGGAAGUGUGAGGUAACCACAAGGGGCUCCAUUGUACCUCCAGGUUUGGGUGGGAAACUGUGAGGUGGACCUAGGGGGGCACCGUUUUACCUUAGGUUAGGUGGGAAACUGGGAGGUAACGAGGCGCGGUUUUACCUCCGUUUAGGUUGGGAAGUGUGAGGUAACCACAGGGGGUGCCGGUUUACCUCAGGUUAGGUUGGGGAGUGUGAGGUAGAGGGUUUCCAUUUCCUGACAGCUAAUUGAAGAUCGGAGGAUUGGGAUUAUAGAGGUCAGGAUCGAGGAAGGAUUUCUAUGAAGGUGGACGCCAUGUCCAACUUCCAGAACCUGGUGAUGAUGCAGAAUGGAUCGUCUAAUCAAUCCCUUACAGGGUGCAUGUACCAACUUGUUCAAAGUCCUGGGCCAGAUGGAAAAAAUGUCCUACAACUCAUUCCAAUCCUAAAUACGAAGGAUAACCAAGUUCCAGGGGUUUCUUCUCCCUCAAUAACAAAUCCGCCCAUGCUGAGCGUACAACAGCCCGUCAGGUAUUCUUUGCCUUCAGCAGUUUCCAAUGCGCCUUUGCCGUACUCAUUGAACGCGCAACUGGUACAGCAAAUCGGUUCAGCCAACUACAUCAUUACAACCCAAAAAAAUCCUGCCGAUGUUUCCAAAACCAUACGCGUUGACGGCAAGCUUUCAGCUCACCCAAAAACAGCUGUUAUACUGGAAAAACCGCAGUUGAAUUUGCCGCCAAACCCUCAAACGGGAACCCCAUCUUAUAUAAUCAUGAAUACAAAACCCGGAUCCGCUCCUAUGAAAACCAUCCCGAUUUUUCCAGCCGGCCAUAGUCUUCAGCUACCUCCUAAUGCAGAAGUAAAAUCCAUUCCUGUUUCUUCCCUGCCUUACUCUAUUCAGCAAAGAAUUUUACCCCCGAACGCAAGUAACGAUACCACCAAGAUGCCUUCCGUUAUAUACGUAUCUCCUGUGAAUGCCAUGAAGACACCAACAAACGUACCGCAGUCUCCUCUGUUAUCUCCAGUGUUGGUUCCAGCUGUGCAGUCUGGUACCACAACACCUAAAGGACCAUUGAAGUGGGUUGUGCAAGAAAACACAGAAUCUGUUGUUCCAGUAAGAACAAAUACUGAAACGGCAUCAAAGAUUGUAACAUUUAUGGCCAGAGCAAAGACUGAGGAACUAAACUCGCCCAGUUCCAAUGUCACACAAAUUAAAGACAAUGCUCUUGUAAUGUGUAAUAAUAAAUUUUACUUUUUGGCAAAAAACACAGGGGAACUUAAGAGUGCAGUCCAUGUCAAACAGGAAACUCCUGAAAAAAAUCUAUUCGAUGCAGAAAAAGGGAAAGAUCUCUCUAAAUUAAUUGAAGUGGUUUUGUCCAAAAAUAAUUUGCCUCCUACAACCCCCAAACCAACACAGAACUCUGACAGUUCCCCACUUGUUCAUCCAGAUGUUGCCAGUCCUGCAAAAUCCAAAACGUGCACACCCGCUCCAGCCAGUAAAAAAGAGCCUGAAGUGAUUUAUAUUGAUGAUGAUGACGAGGAGGACAUUCCUGCCAGCAUCCAAAAACCUCAAGACAUCCAUCAAUCAAAAGAAACCAGUUCUGCCAAAGUAUACACCCCUUCGACUUUACAGAUUUCAAAUAAUCAGGUCAAAGACAAGGACGUAGAGAUCGUGAAGGUGAUAAAAGAAAAGGACGUAGAGAUCGUGAAAGUGAUAAAAGACAAGGACGUGGAGAUUGUGAAGGUGACAAAAGCCCCCGUGUUCCGUGUCAUCGAUGACAAAACUUUGCGGGCCAAAUUUGGCCUUUUCAAGAAAGAGAAGAUCAUUCUCAACAGGCUACCUCGUUUCCGCCCUGAGAGCAGAACCUCUUCCACGAGUCAGAACAAAGACAAGCUGGCUUAUGGUGAAAAUCCGGAGAGAAGAAAUUUUCCAUUUUCAGAAACAUUCAGCACUUCAAAGCGGCGGAAAAGCGAAGACUUCAGUAUGACCCCUGACACAGCUGGAAGGUCAUUUUCUACAACAGCACCUCUCCCUGCUGGAACAGCAGGCGUGACGCACACAAUGUCCAGAGAAGGGACAGCAUUAACGGAAACAAAUGGCGCCUACAGGAAUGUAAGCGCGUCAUACUCCGCCCAGGACAGUGCUCCAGAAAUGUAUACAGAACCCUCAGACAGCCAAUCUUUUUAUGUCAGCCAGGACAUCGCUGGACAUUUCAGUGAAGCUCCUCUACCACCGAGACAGAGGUUUCACUUUGAGUCUGUGUAUCCCGAUGAAACAACCAAGGACGAAAAAAUCCAACGUCUGAAGGAGGUGAUGAAGGAGCGGGAGCGGGAUCUGGAGGUCUUAAGAAGACAGAAGUGGCCCUAAAAAAUCCUAUUAGAAAUUUUUGUCUCCUUUUUCCUGCCUCAACCUAACUCUCCCGCUCCCUCCACAGAUGCAUACUUGCCUUGACUUUGAUGGCCACAGCUUCUGUGCAUUCUAGUCCUAUGGGACCGUUUCUUUUGUUCAGGACACCGUUCCUUAGAAGCCUCUGGGGCUAUAAUUCGCAGGUGCGCCCCAUUAUGUAAACAUACAACUGAGGCCACGGCUGUCAGGUCAAGGGAAGUAUGCAUCUGCGAAAGGGAAGGUGGGUUAGGUCAAGGGAAUGGUUUAAUGGGGGUAAGUGCCCUUUGUCUUAAAGUUCACUUAUCUUUUGAACUAUUUUAGAAUAAUGCCCCUAAAAUUGUCUAUACUUCUACAUUUUAUUUUUUAUCAUUCUGCAUGCUGCAUAAGAACAUGAUUUUUGUUUUUAGGUUAUUGCUUGUACAAAGAAUAGUUUUCUACCAUGAGGAUCUCUGCUGCCCACAGCCGCUGGAUACAAGCAGAAGGAGAGGUUUGCACGGGCUGUCAGAGCUAAAAUGGACAUCCAUGUGCACAGGCCCCUGGCUGAUGAUAUUGGGUACUUGAGGAGUACCAUAGAUGCAUAAGAGACAUAGAGAGGCCAGGUAUCAAGACCUGUGCUAAAUUUUUUUUUUUUUUUUUUCGUUUUUAUAUAUAAUAUAUAUAUAUCUCAUGUCGUCUGUUUUGAAUUGUGCUCCAUUCCAUUUGUAUUGCAACGUUGUAUUAUUUUUGUUCUUUGAUAUUUUUGGUAUUGGAACAUACAAUAACCAUAAAUGUUUUCUGCUUUUAAAUAC